Messenger RNA from Melampsora larici-populina 98AG31, 423 nucleotides. RefSeq lists its product as uncharacterized. The coding region runs from base 1 to 423 and encodes 140 amino acids. The transcript is spliced from 8 exons. The record is from RefSeq and is a predicted model, not a curated record. Lineage: Eukaryota; Fungi; Basidiomycota; Pucciniomycetes; Pucciniales; Melampsoraceae.
AUGUCCAAUACCUAUUAUAUCACUGCCACAGGUCCUUUUGUGGACCAUGUUCGUAUUCAAAAAUUGUGCUUUACGGUGAUAGCUUGGGUGGUUUAUGUACAUUUGCUUGACAUGAGUCAAUGGUCUAUGUCCCCUGAAGACAAACUGGCUGAUUAUCGCAUUGUUGAGAAGCAGGCAUCAUUGGAAUAUGAGUCCAAUCAUGCCUUUAACAAGUCUGUAUACUUUGGUCAUCUUUCAAAUGGCCAAAGUCAACAAAUAAUUAAGUUGAUGAUUGCCAACCCACUCGGGGAAUCUCUUGAUCUCUCAUUAAUGAAGCCCACCUUUUUGGUCAACAUCAACCACACCAGAUUAAAUGAGAACAUGGAUGACCAAGUGGUUCAACAACAACCUGAGGGUGGCUUCACCAGGAGGCAUUGGCAUUGA